GUUUAUUCCGUUUUACAUAAAAUAUUGGAAUUCGAAACUAAAUAAACAAAGCAGGUGGUAGCAUUGCCAAGUGACGGAUCCAAACAAUUCUGUAAAAAUUGAGGUCGAUUGAAAUAUGGCUUCUUGACAUUGGAUUUUGAACUGGAUGAUUCAAUAUGGCAAGUACUGAACUUGAUGAUUUUGAAAAGGAGUUGAACUCUUAUAUUGAAAGUGAAGAAAAAAAUAAGAAACAGAAAGAGAAUCAAAACACGAUGGAAAAGGACAAAGAUGUGUCUAAGGAUGACAAAACAGAGAAAGUGACUGCACGAGAGCAGAGUGAUAAUGAAGAUUCAGAAGUAGAUGACUAUAAUUUGACUGAGGAUCAGAAAAGAGCACUGGAGGAACUGGAUAAUCUCAAAACUGAAUUAGGCUGUUUGCCUGAUGAAGAUCCACCAGAGUAUGAUGUCACUGAGCGACUCAAAGUUUUAAAUGAAGAACUCAAAAAUGAUCCUACUCCAGUUGAAAAACAAAAUGAAUCAAAAGUAGGAUUUAAAUCAGAUCUUAUUGAUCUUGUGGCUCCCCCACCUGACUUUAGUGAUGAUGAAGGGGAAGAUAAAAAACAAAAUAGUCCAAAAUCAACUAAAACCUCAACACCUAAAAAACAAACUGACGAUAAAGUUGAUGACAAUUCAGAAACCAUUUCUAGCAGCAAAAAAUCAAAUUCAGGCAAAAAAGACGAAGUGUUGAUAGAGAUUGAUGGACAAUUUAAAUUAGUGAGCGCAGACGAUGUAAGGGCCAAAGAUUUAGGAUAUAUAUUAGACCAGGAUACAAAUAAAGAAAAUGAAAAGAAACAGAAUGAGAAAAAUAAAGCAAAGCUUCAGCCAGCACCUCCUGGGAAGCCUAGACCUUCGACAGCAACUUCUAGUUCUCGUCGUAACGUCAGAUCUGCUCCUGCUAAACAGAGACCGCAGUCUGCUCAUGGGCCGACAAACCAUGGAUCAUCAUCUUACUGUGACAAUUAUAAUUCCCCUUAUGCUCUGUCACCAAGAGAAAAACAGUUGAUGGAAGAUAGGAAAAAAGCCCUUGAAAAACAAAAGCAAGACAGUGAAAGGCGAAGACGACAAGAGGAAGAAAACAAAGAAAAGGAAAACCAGGAGGCGUUUGAAUACUGGUUAAAGAAGAAACGAGAAAAUGACAGAAGACGAAAAAUACAAGAAGAAGAAGAUCGCAAAAAGAAUGCGAAAGAAGAUAGGCAAAGAAUCCAAGAUUUUGAGCAAAACAAGGCUUUUGCAACCUAUGACAUUCUCUACUAUAAGAACGAUUCUGAAUCCGAUGAGAAGGAAGAGAAUGAGGAAGCAUUCAAAGCAUGGUUACAGGAGAAACAAGGACAGUUCAAAGAAGGAGAACAAAUAAACAUAAGAUAUGUAUGUUGUGACAAAUCUUUUUUUAGGUGGCUGAAACAUAAAGCAAUAGAAGCGCGUAAGGCGAGGUCAGCUGAGCGUAACAAGGCUAAACUACAGCGGCUAGCUGCACGGAGGUCUCGCAAGUCUAUCUCAUUGUCUAAGUCAAUACGGGAGGCACAGUCAUUUAGAUAUGUAGAUUACUAUGGAUACAGGUUCUAAUAUGUGUUACUAUAGUAACAGAAACACUAAACAGAGAGGGCAGCUUGCCAUAUUCAUGCACCCACCAAUGUACCUGCUAAUGCUUUCGGGAGUAGGAUUGAGUUAUUGGAUUGUGAUGGAUUUUGAUUCCAGCACUGGAGAAUAAGAGUUCAAAAGUAAUUCUUGUCAGAUAUUUAGUCUCAUUCCUAAUGGCUGUGGGACAGAAUUGUAUUCUCUUUUUUUCCAUUCCAAAAUGUUUGUUAAUAUAUAUUAUUGUACAUUUAAAGUUUAGGUAAGAAACAAAUAUCUGUGAUAAAUUGUUCAAGGAUCUUAAUUCUAAUACGGACUUGAUUUACAAGUAUACAUUUUGUUUCAAGUAUGUUUAUGUUUUUAUUUCAAGGACAUGGAAAUUUUUAUCAACUGACAAAGUUAUAUUUUAUAUAUAAUGUUUCGUUUAUUAGCAGGUUUUAACAUAAGGUGGUAAAGUAGAUGUAUCUUUAGUCAUGUUUCUUAUAUUGGAUGUUAAGAAGUAAAACAUUGUAUCUACCAUUGUUUAUAGUCAUAAAAACAUAAAAUUAUUGUUUCAUCAUCAGGGCGUUUGUGGCCGAGUGGUUAAGGUUGUUGACUUCAAACCACUAGCCCCUCACCGCUUUGGGUUCGAAUCCCACCAGGGACUUUGAAUUCUUUUUGUCUGAGGAAGCUAUCCAGGUAGCUUACAGAACGUCGGUAGUUCUACUUGGGUGCCCAUUGGUGCCUGAAAUAAUGCACAGAAGGGCACCUGAAGUCUUCCUCCACCAGUUUUAUCAUACUGUAAAACUAUACACAGAAAUUCAGGAUAAUGUUUUGUCAAUGUACAUUGUUUGGAAUUUCCCUUAUGAAUUUGCCAAUUUCUUUUUCAUAUGUUUAUAAUUUUGAUCCUAUCUUUAAGAUAUUUAAUGUGAAAUAUUCAACAUUUCUUCAUAAAAUAUUUUUAACAUUUUUUUUUUGUUGCCCUCACAUGGAUUUUGAAUAAAGCAAUAAAAAAUGGAGACUAAAUUUUAUACUCACUUGCACAUCUGUCGAUUGUUUCACUACCAUUCACACAGCUGAUAGUGUGUUAGUUGUAAUGAAAUGAAAGCAAUUGAAUUUCAAACUUAAUAUGUCUAAAAAUGUUUGCAAUGUUAUCUUGUCGGUCUCCUUUUUCAUGAUUUGAUAAAAGUUUAACAAUGGUAUUUAAAAAUUUGAUAAUUUUUCAUAUCAAACCAAUGAAAGCUAAAUAUAAAUACACUGUAAGAAUAUCUGAUGCAGACAUAGACCCUAUAAAUGUCACUACGCAAACAAUAGUGUAAGUGUGACUUAUAUUUGACAAACAUGUUUCUAGUGUAACUUUCCCAAAGAAUUGUAAAACUUACAUGUUUAAUGCAUUCCAAUUUUGUUAGAUAUUGAUAAGAUUUUUUCAUAAGAGUAACAAAUGACAGUAUGUUAAUUAAAUGAACAGAAUUAUCCGAAAAUUAGUUAGAGGUUCAUUUAUUGCUUCAUUAAGGUUUUAUAUUCACAAUAUUCUCUUCCAUUUUAUUUCCAUAUUUUGCAUACUUUGGAAUUGAUGAACAGUGUUUGUAGAUUUUUGAGGUUUCAUAGUUGCAUGUUUCAGUGAAGUUUUAAUCAAAGUUAAGUUCCAAAUUCCAUAUCAAAAGCAGAUUUUUCAAAGUUUAGAUGAAACAUUUUUUUUGUGUGUAAAAUUGCUUAUGUUUAAAGUUUGAUAUUGGGUGUUUUAAGUAGAGUAUAAUGUCAUCAGUACAGUUCAAUAUUUGUAAAAAAAAAAUAUAUAAUCAUUUAAACCUAUGCAAUGUAUUCCGUCCUUGAGAAGUAUUUAUUUUCUUUUGCUAUGCAGAUGAUUGAUUUGAUACUUUGUUUACAUAGGCAUAAAAAUUCCAACUUUCAGUGAUAAAAAAUGGCAUUGUAAAAUUUCAUUCUUUGAAGUUCAAGUCAUUAUGUUAAGGUACAUAUAAUUUCCGGACUAAUAGUUGUGUCUGUUUGUUAUGCCACAAUAUCUUUUUAUGUCAGGGAGUUUGAAAUAAUUAUGUUGUGUCUUACUGUGUUUUUGGUAUGGUAGGUGUUUCUUGUAGAUACUUUUGCUAUAUUUCAUAAAGGUCUUGACACUUUCUUUACAUUUUAUUUUGAAUACAUAGUAAAACUUAACUGUAUACUGCAGAAUUGAAGAUAUACAAACAUAUCUGUGGUGGUUAGAAUUGCUAUUUAGUAUAGAAAGUCUCAGGUCUUUUUUUCCAUGGUAAAGCUAGCUAGUACAUUGUACUUCUUUCUAUUACGUAAUAAAUUUUGUUGUGCAUUAAUCAGACAAAUAGCUAAGCAGAACAUAUCAGUAGGGAUAUUCUAUUUUGUGCGGAGCUGUAUCAAACUUUAACUAUUUGUUGGAUGCACAAUUUAUUUGAUUGUCUGAUCUCCAUCAUAGAUCUUAUUCAUUGUAUUUUAACAGUGGUAUUUAGCACCUAAAUUUUCCUAAAAAUAAAAGAUUGAUCAAAUUUUGAAAUCAAACCUGUGUCUUAUAAGAAAUGCGUUUAAUAUGUGAGUUAAUUCAGAAAUAUUUUUGUAUGAUAAAAUUUGUUAAUUUAUGGCAUAUUUAAACGUAAUAACUUAAUAUUGGGUAAAAAAACAUGACAUUUAGGGUAUGAUGUUUAAUUAUGUUGAUUGGAAGGAUAUUAUAUACAUGUAGUAUAUUUGAAAAAAAAGCAUUCCAUAUAAACAAAUCAAAAUAGUUUUGUUUCUUGGCAUUAUUUAUUUAUAUACAUGCAUGUGAUAAAUGUUUGUGUUUUAUUUUAUUUAGAUUUAUGGCACACUAUAAUGACAAUUUUAUCUUGUGCUUGUAAAUAUAAAUGUCUGUUUAGUGAAAAUGACAUGCUUAGUAUUUUUGUCAUAAAUCUGAUAAAAUUCAUAUACUACUCGGUGUCUAUUCUCCUGAAAAUAAUUUUACUAAUUCUGUAACAAACAGAUUGAUAGUGAAUUAUUCAUUUUCACAUAACUAUCAACUCUUCUAUAGGAAAUGAAUGUUACAUGAAAGUUAUGUUUACGAGGGAUAUUUGUAUGUUAAGCCAUCUCCUGCCACCUGUAUCUGUGAUAUAUGUAUGCUAUAUACACAUUUAUGUUAUAUAUACAAAUCCCCUGAUUUCUACAAAUACAUACCUUAGACACCUACAUACACAUGUUAACACAUAGCAGAAUUUGUCAUUGUACACUUACUUACCUUGCUCCAAUAUUAAUGUAUUUAACAAGUUUUCCAGUUCAUUCAACUAUAAUUUCUUAAAACAAAACCCUGUAUAUUGCAAUCAUUGACAUUGACUUUAUAUGAUGUCUUCUUACCUAGCAUUUUUCAUACCAAAAUCCCUUGCAUACAAAAUGGGCUGUUCCAAAAUAUAAAUAAGUAAAACUCCAUUACACAAGUCAGUGGAGUAAAUCAAUUUUGAGAUGGUUUAAUCAAGAAGUAUAUUUUAAUGUUUUGUCUUAAAGAAAAUAUGAAAAAUAAAUAUUUUUAGAGAAUUAAAGACACACAUUUGCGAAAAUAUUUGUUUAGUCUUCAACUUGAUAUUCAGAAGUAUCAUUUAUUCCAGUUUUCCGAUUAAAUGAAUAUGUUCUUAUAGGUCUGAUUGUUUUUGAUUAUUCUAUAUCAUAUAUGUAUAUUAUGCUAAUAUUAUUUCAAUUUUAUUGAUAGUUCAUGUUUUCAUAUUUUAACAUAACAUAGUUGUUUAGAGAUUUGAGAAUUUUACAACAAAAUCAUGUACACUAUUUGUUGCUCUGACCAUAUUUAAUGUAUGUUCUCUUAUUAAAAUGUGCCAAUUAAAACGUAGAUCUUAAUAA
This is a messenger RNA of Ruditapes philippinarum (Manila clam), 5429 nucleotides long. RefSeq names its product coiled-coil domain-containing protein 181-like. Gene Ontology annotation, molecular function: microtubule binding. The transcript is spliced from 8 exons. The record is from RefSeq and is a predicted model, not a curated record. The coding region runs from base 156 to 1601 and encodes 481 amino acids. NCBI's taxonomy places the organism in Eukaryota, Metazoa, Mollusca, Bivalvia, Venerida, Veneridae.